UGCAGAGGCUUCAUAUAUCUCGGAGGCAGAUCCUACAUGCUGGAACCGUGUGCUAACUGCUCUGAUGGGAUUCACUGGAUCUACUCAGCGGAACACCUAAGCUUUGUUCCUGGCACCUGUGGUCAUGGUUUUAACAUUUCCCACCAUGUUCUGCAUACAGACAGCAGUCCAUUCAAGGCAUUCAGCACAAGACAUAAACGGCACCUCCAGACGACGACCAAAUACGUGGAGCUCAUCAUUGUAGCUGACAACAGAGAGUUUCAGAAACAAGGCAAAGACAUCGACAAGGUCAAACAGAGGCUGGCUGAGAUCGCCAAUUACGUGGACAAGUUCUACAGAGCUUUGAAUAUCCGAGUUGCACUGGUUGGACUGGAGGUAUGGAGUGACGUGGACAAGUGUCCCAUUACGCAGGACCCCUUCACCACUCUGCACGAGUUUCUGGACUGGAGGAAGGUCAAACUGCUGCCUCAGAAGCCUCAUGACAACGCCCAGCUGAUCAGUGGGGUGUAUUUCCAGGGCACUACUAUCGGCAUGGCGCCCAUCAUGAGCAUGUGCACGGCAGAGCAGUCGGGAGGAAUUGUCAUGGAUCAUUCGGACAAUCCUCUGGGUGCUGCGGUCACUCUGGCCCAUGAACUUGGACACAACUUUGGAAUGAAUCACGACACACCAGAGAGGGGAUGCGGAUGCAGAGUGACAGUGGAUCGUGGCGGAUGCAUUAUGACUCCUUCCACUGGGUAUCCCUUCCCAACCGUGUUCAGCAGCUGCAGCAAGAAGGACCUGAUGGCAAGUUUUGAGAAGGGAGUGGGGAUGUGCCUGUUCAACAUGCCGGAGCUCAAAGUGCUCUACGGCGGGCAGAAAUGCGGCAACGGCUACGUGGAGGAGGGAGAGGAGUGCGACUGCGGGGAGGUGGAGGUGAGGGUCAAUAAACGGAGUUUGCAUCUCCACCGUUUCUCUCGUGAAUCGCUUUUAAUUGCUUAGCACGCUUUCAAAAAGAAGCAUCAGGGGGCGGUUAAAACCGUGACGGAAGGUGGCGAAAGCCAAAUCUCUUUUAGCAAUGCAAACACAUUCUCUGGAAGAUGAGGCUAAAACUAUGAGUAGGAAUUUAUACAGUCUGUGCAACAACAACGACUGAGGGAAACUACAGCCAACAGCUUCACCCUGUAAACUAAUGAAU
Molecule: messenger RNA, 1174 nt
Organism: Poecilia latipinna (sailfin molly)
Lineage: Eukaryota; Metazoa; Chordata; Actinopteri; Cyprinodontiformes; Poeciliidae
Product: disintegrin and metalloproteinase domain-containing protein 12-like
Exons: 7
Coding region: 37-978 (313 amino acids)
Biological process (GO): proteolysis
Molecular function (GO): metalloendopeptidase activity
Source: RefSeq, a predicted model, not a curated record